Molecule: messenger RNA, 957 nt
Organism: Vicia faba (fava bean)
Lineage: Eukaryota; Viridiplantae; Streptophyta; Magnoliopsida; Fabales; Fabaceae
Source: the annotation of a GenBank genome assembly
AUGAAAGCUUGGGUACCGGUAAAAGAGGUGAAAACAAUGGAGAGUGAAAAAGAAGAAGAAGAAAAACGCUGUUUGGAGGAGCAACAACAAGAGGAGAAGAACAAGAAGAUUCUCUCUUCUCUUCCUCCAAACUAUGUCACUCUCGCUCAGCUUCGUGAAAAUUGGAUGAAGAAGAAACAAAAUGAAAUCAAUCAACAGAAACAACGAGAGGAUUUAGAAGAAAAGAAUGAAGAUCAUCAACCGCUAGAGGAACGACACGUGGCGGUUACGACUCCACAGUAUGGAACCGUUUCUAGGUUUUAUGCUGAUAAUCGAAAUCGCGAGGACUCGACGAAUAACCGGCAUGCAAUCGGUGUCGAUUCUGAAAACGGCCGGAAGUCGGUUGCCGUUGAUGCAAUCGGAGUUUAUUCUGUAGACAGCCGGAAAUCGGUUGCCGGAGAUGCAAUCGGUGUUUAUUCUGAACACGGCCAAAAAUCGGCUACCGGAAAUGAAGAUCUGGACGGCAAAGUGAAGGAAUCGAAGCCGAUGAAGAAGAAGAAGAAGCAGGAAUGGAAAAAGGAAAAGGCGAGGAAGUCUAAGGUGGAGGAGAACGGAGCGGUUGAAGAAGGAAGUGGUGUAGAGGAAAAUGGAAAUGGUGAGAAAAUUGUAACGCAAAUCGAAUCGAAAGACGUGACGAAUUGGAACGCGAAAACAGUGGAUGAAGUUGAAGAAAAAAUUAGGGUUUUAUCUGUGAAAUCUGGGAAUGGGAAACAGAAUUGGAAGAUCAAAAAACUGAACGGUGGUGGUUUUCGUCAAUCUCAAUCUAUGAGGAAUGGUCGCAAUGCUGGUGGUUAUCAUGGUCAUGGUCAUGGUCAUGGUCAUGGACAUGGACAUGGGGAUUUGAAGGAUAAACGAAGUUCCAAGGCUGAGAUGAUUUGGGUGAAGAAGGAUAAGAGUGUUGGGGAAAUUGAGACCUAA